UCUUUCUCCAAGCUGAUGGGUAGGUCUUGCUCACCUCCUUUCCUGCAAAUGCUCCAAGCUUCGCAGAGAGCUGAAAAUGAAGGACAGAUUAGAGGAGCUGAGGAGCCGCAUGUAUGAAAAUGGGGACUCUUUGGAUCUGGAUGAGACCCUUUCGUUUGACAAUCCUGUUUUUCAAGAAGAUGGGGGCAAUCCCAUGAGUAAGGUUUUGCAAGAAGUAAGCAGCCUCUCCUUGGCUCUGGACAAGUUGGAGCAAUUAUCUGAGAACAUUGAUAAGAAACAGCAGCAGGUGCUGUGCUGCACCACGGAAGAAAGCGUUUGCGAGGAGAAAAAAGAGCUGAGCACCAUGAAAGAUGCUUUCACCAGGGAGGCUAAAACUCUCCAGCCAAGGCUCAAUGGCAUCCUGGAGGCCCUUGCCAAGGACAGUGGUAAGUGGCUGGCCAUCAGCCGCAUUCGCUACAGCCAGUUCUUGGUGCUGCUCAACCGCUACCGUGAGAUCAUCACCCGCCACUAUGCCAAGGAAACCCACUAUGUGGAGAAGCUGAAGGAGCAGAUCCAGAGGCAAACGGAACUGGCAGGUUUGAGUCUCCAAGAGGAGGAUAUCAAGCAACUGGUGGAGAGCCCAAUGAUGCCACGCAUUGUUGGCCAAGACUUGGAGGUGCUCAAAGCCAAGCAGCACCUUGCCAUGGCCCAGGUGCGCCACCAGCAGCUGCUGGACUUGGAGGCCCAGAUCAGUGAGCUACACUCCCUCUUCUUACACUUGGAGAUCCUGGUUUUAGAACAACAGGAGGUCCUCAACAGUAUUGAGUACAACAUCCUGCACACCAUUGAUUACAUUUCCCAGUCCAACGAGGAAGUCAAGAAAGCCAUCAAAUACGAGCGCCAUUCCCGGUUGUCCUCCAUGUUGUCUGCGCUCCUCGGCCUUUGUGCCUGUUGUACGUGCUUAUCGUGUAUGGCAAAUCCAAGUGUGAUGCGCUGAACAAAAAAGGGAGAGAGGAAUUUCUUUCAAGGAGAAAGGAGAACCCUUGAUGACCGAGAGCAUUCUGGAGGAUUGGAUGUACAUCUGAGAACAAGUCAGUCUGGAUAAAGGGGGUUGAUGGAUGCUUCCAGAAAGGCAAUGCUGGCUUGGGUUCAGUUGAGUAUUUGGCUCUAUUUUUCAAAGCAAAAGAAGAGGCCUGCUGAGAAAGGACAUGGGUUCAGCAGAGCUCAGCACCCUUUCUGUUUCCAGCAGUAUACAACUCUACUUCUGGAUUGCUAGUAUGCAGGCUGCCAUGGUCCCUUGUCCUAGUUGUAAGUUUUAACUACUAGUAUUCAGCUGCCUCCCACACCAAGAGAUUCUGUUUUGCUAAGCCUGGUGAACUGUGGUGAACAGAUCUGUUCUCCUUGCAUCUGUUUUGGGAUUGGUGUUCUUUACAAGGAUACCAGGGCAAUGGCAAAGCAGUUGUCUCAUCAGCUCCUGGACCACUCAGUUGAGCUGAAAGGGAGCAGCCAGGGCUUAUAAUGAAGAAUCUUUGACUCAUAAUCCUGGAUGUGUGACCAUUACACAAACAAUGAAAGAAAAGUACCUCUGCACAUGCUCAAAUGCACUUUCUGAUGUUUGAUGUGUUUGCGUGUUCCAAAAACAGAUGUUUCAAAAACAGGCUUAGAAUUGAAGCAAGCUGCUUCAGGAGGCCCCAUUCAUGCAAAAUGCAGUUAAUGGAGUCUAAAUGCUUCAGCAAAGUUUUACAAGUGUUGGUUUUAGCAGAGGACACCCUACAAAUAACAAAAUACCUUGAGCUGCAAAACAGGUUCUGUGGCAACAGUGCUGAUUUCUGACUUCACUGAAA
This is a messenger RNA of Candoia aspera, 1823 nucleotides long. RefSeq names its product syntaxin-3-like. The record is from RefSeq and is a predicted model, not a curated record. Gene Ontology annotation, molecular function: SNAP receptor activity; SNARE binding. Gene Ontology annotation, cellular component: plasma membrane; synaptic vesicle; presynaptic active zone membrane. The transcript has a single exon. The coding region runs from base 77 to 976 and encodes 299 amino acids. Lineage: Eukaryota; Metazoa; Chordata; Lepidosauria; Squamata; Candoiidae. Gene Ontology annotation, biological process: synaptic vesicle fusion to presynaptic active zone membrane; intracellular protein transport; exocytosis.